CCGUCUCUCAAGAGCCGACUCAUGAUCUGCUUCCGCUCGAUAUUAGUCGACCAGCUCUCGUCUUCCUGACAUACAUGAUCUGUGACUUCUACUACCACUCAAGGCCUCCUUCACGUCGCUCCCAUGUCUUUCAGAAUCUCUAAAUCGCUAUGGGACAAGAUACACUACUUCGCGUCUUUCCCGCAGACUGGGGUGUCUUUGCAGCAGAUGGUCCUCUUUGGCCAAAAUCCAAGCCAAGGCACUCUGUUGAAAGCUAGUCAGUUCCUCCUCGAGGAGCUACCCAUACGACUUGCACACAGAGUUAGGGAGUUAGAUCAGCUACCUCACAAUCUGAGCAGCAUGCCAUCUAUUCAGAAAGUCAAGCACUGGUAUGCCCAAUCCUUCGAGGAACUGGUCAAAUUUCCGCCAAUUUGUUUAUCCUUGCACCUGCGGGAGGCACUCACGGCUGCAUCUCCGAACCAACUACCAGAAUCCACCCCGAACCCUUCGCUAACAUAUUUUUCGGACGAUUACUUAACGCCCGAUGCUCCUCUCCCGUAUUCAGUCAAUGGCAACGGCAACAGCCAUGGCAGCGCGAAUGGUAAACAUCAAAAGAUGCGGAUACCUAUGGAGCGUAGAUAUUUCGCAAACACUUCCGGAAUUACCUGGCCUCCAGAAGUCCGCGACUACAAUCGGAACUUCACGAAAACUCUGGAGAUGAUCAAGAAACGACAUGACCCAACUGUGACAACCGUCGCGCAAGGCGUCUUGGAGUGGAAACGAAGUUGCAAUGCCAAGAACAUCAAUCUCGACGUCCAGACCUGGCUUGACAGGUUUUACUUGUCGCGUAUUGGUAUCCGAUUUUUGAUAGGACAACAUGUUGCUCUUAACACCCUGCAACCGCACCCAGACUAUGUGGGCAUCAUUUGCACACGAUCAAACAUUCAUGAUAUUGUACACGAAGCCAUCGAGAACGCUAGAUUUGUUUGUGAAGAUCACUAUGCCAUGUUCAAGGGUCCUCCGGUGCAGCUCAUCUGUCCGAAAGACUUGACAUUUCCCUACGUUCCCGGCCACUUGUCGCAUAUUGUCUUCGAACUGCUCAAGAAUUCAUUGCGUGCGGUCGUAGAGCGGUUCGGGCCUGAUCAAGAGGACAAAUUUCCACCUAUCAAAAUCAUUGUCGUCGAAGGCAAGGAAGAUAUAACAAUCAAGCUUUCGGACGAGGGCGGGGGCAUUCCGCGGAGCGCCAUUCCGCUCAUCUGGACAUACAUGUACACCACGAUGGAAGGCCAGAACAUCGACCAGGACUUCCAAGCCAGUGACUUCAAGGCCCCGAUGGCCGGUUUCGGCUAUGGUCUGCCUCUAUCGCGUCUCUACGCUCGUUACUUCGGUGGAGACCUUCGAUUGAUUUCCAUGGACGGCUUUGGAACGGACGUGUACAUCCACCUGAAUAAGCUUUCGAGUAGCGCGGAGCCCCUGCCGUAAGUCGUUGGACGGCUUGCAUUCCCCAAUAUCUGGCACAGACUAGGAAUGAUAUCACAAUAUAUGUCAACUUGCAGUUGUAAUCUAAAUGUACACACAAUGUGUUUUGCCUGGAUAGUCCGCAGCGGUGGCAGUAUUAAGAGGAACCUGGGUCAAUCGCCCAUAUACUAGAUGAGUGUCAAGAAGGUUUACAGGGUCGCCUAUGUCUGUCUGUCACUGUUACUAAUUAUAUUCCCAUCCCACGACCGCUUCAGCGACGGCGGAACAGGGUGGCUCAUCAGGUGAUUUGCCCAAGCAUUUCCGGUCACAGAGGCACACCUCUGGCUGAGCUGAUGUAGGUACGCUGCGCGUGCUUGACCCUGUGUUUGCUUCUCCUCGAUCUUCGCCUCAAUCUCCUCUACCUGUUCCGACAAACGCUGAUUCGCGUACUUCAGCUGCUGUAGCUCAUACUGCCAACCGCUUCCGCGCGCUGUAUCCAACUCCGCAAACACGUCUUCUGUAAGUGGGUGCGCCAUAGCUGAAGUCUGCCUGUCCUGGGUGAGCCUGAUCUGGCACACGAGUGGACGUAUAGUUGUGUGUUCGAGCACGUGCGCAUUCUCGUCCGCUUCCGGUCGGUAGAGUACGACGUCAACAAAUAUCUCCGAGCCAUCCUUCUUCUUCAGGUGGCAUGACAGGCUCGGGCUUCCCGAGGACGCGAGCGAUGGACCUGCGCACGUCUGCUGUAAUGUCUCCUGGACGAUCGCGCGGCCGCGUUGUGGGUCGUCUCCGCCAAUGAAUUCCGUAAUGGACCGUCCAAUAAUCUCAGCAACGCCCCAUCCGAGGACGUCCCGGAUAGCGGUGCCUGCAUAAAGGAACGAGCCACCCUCGCUGAGCAGCGCCCAGCACUCGCGCUCGUGGAUCUCGUCUGCGCUACGUGUGCCAAAGGGAGCCAAUCCCCCUGCUCGUGCGAGGGUCUGCCAAUGCAACGUAGGGAUGCUGCGCACGCGACCGCUCAGGACGAUUGCCUUGCGGCCCUUGCCCGGCUCGACGAAGAGGCGGCCACUGCAUUCUAUCCAAACAUAAUGGCCAUUCUUAGCGAGCAUCCGGAAGAGCAGGUCGACGUUCCGCGGACCAUAUUGUGUUGACGGCUGCUGAGCGGCUUUCCCAUUUGCCUGUUGCUGGACGAUUGGUUCAUCUGGACUUGAUUGAGACAUCGAGGACGUGGCAGAAGUAGAGCCGUUAGAAUAACUCUGCGCAGGAGAAGGCCCGCUUGAAGAUUCCUUGAGUUCGCGUAUGAGCGGAAUUUUAUCCGCCUCAUAGCAGAAUUCUGUGAUGCCCUUGCCGACCAGAUCCUCGGGAUCGUACCCAAGUACCCGCCGUACUGACGGCGAGACGUAGAGAAAGGCCCCCUUCAGCGACAAUACCAGGACAACGUCCGGAGCGGCUUCCAACAGCAUGAGGCUCAGGAACCUGUUGCCGUCAUAUGGAUCGCUUCUCUCCUCCGGCGCAAGCGAUAAAGUGGUCGUUUCAGUGCUGAGUGGGAUGCUCUGAACGAACUCGAGGCUGUUCAACAUCGUUCGGAACUGCUUUGAAACACCCGUUGUCGCGGACGAGCUUGCCGUGCAGCCCUUAGACGUCGUCGGCGACGGGUAUGCGACAUUGUUGCUAUAGUUCACCAUGUAGCUUCCGUCGCGCAGUUUCUGCAGGAUAGCGUUUGGCUGCGCAGUCAGGUCAACCUGAAAGCCGACUUGGUAGACGACGUCCUCCGCUUCGUAAGGUGCGUUAUUGACACCGCCAGGGACAGGUAUAACCGUCACCAGAUUGAUGAACGCAUCGCCGUUCUUCCGAUAGUUAUAUAGGCUGACUUGGCACUCUUUGUCUGCGACAAGGGACUUGCGUAGGUGAGCCACGGCGUCAGGCGAUGUGUGGAGGCGCGGACCGCCUUUCUCAACUUGACCACCCGGGGCUUGCAGAAACCGACAGUUGCGGCCAAGAAUCUCGUCUUCCUCAUAUCCUGUGAGUUCGCAAAAUGUACGGGAGCAGUAGACAAUGGGGUGGUCAUAUCGCCGAACGUCGACGACGACGAAUGAACAGGUCAUGUCCACUGGACCCAAUGCAAUCUUGGGAUGCGGACGAGUGGCGACGCGGGCAAGUAGAGGGAGGAUGUCAAAGCCAGAGGUAGAAUACACGGGUAGACCGCCCACAGGAGACAGAACAAAAGGGACGGAGACCGGUAAUCCAGGAGCAUGGGCGGUGCGUAGAUGUGAUGCAUGUGCUUGCGGUGAAACAUGGUGGGAGGUCGGAGUCGAUAAUGAAAGCUGAGGCUUCGAUGUCGGUUCGCUGGAGCAAGAUGUGCUGUUCGGCAGCGGCGGAUGGUAUGGUGGCAUGACCAACGCCUGAGAGAGCGAAGAAGCGUUUUGCGACACAAAACAUCUGUUCGGAGUUGAAGAGAUAUGCGCUCUGCAGUGACCAUAAAACUCACGAGUCAUCGGUGAACGAUCGAAACGGCACACUUGCCAGCCAGCUAGAUGCGAUAGACGGACGGUUAACAAUUCCUGCAGGUAAAACUUCCAUGCCGCCGCCUGGUGGAACAGUAGGUCCUAGGACGAGCUGGGGCAUCUGGAAUGGGACAUUGUGUGAAAAUAUUGUGUGGUCAUAGCCGUAGGAAUCUGGUCUGGCUGAGACGCUAGGCGGCACGCCAAAAUCCGGAUAUGCGGACACAGGAGGCGGUUCAUGAGGAUGCGGGACCUGAUUAUUUGAAUCGCGGUCGGGGCUGUAGUGUAUGUAGCGUUCGAAUGGCAUACUAGCUGUGAGGAAUCAAGUUGAGCGGAGUGACGAGUAUCUCGGAGCUCGGAGCUCGGAGGUUUCAAUGCGUUGUCUUGGCGAGCGCUGAGCAAAUUGGAACGGGGACGAAAUGUGCGACGAGGAGUUUGGCCCGGAGAGGGCAAAGGAUGAUAUGAGGAGGACGGGCGUUGGCGAGGUCUGGUUGCUCAGCUGGCCACAAAUUGGGUGACAAGAAGAAGCUGGAGUGCGUGUCGGGGAUAAGACGCCAAAGAUACAGCGAGCAGGCUCUGAUAUGGACGAGACUGCAUGCGGAGGAGUAGGUGGGUUCGGAGUGCGGCCGUACUGGGGCUAGACGGAGGUAGUGUAGGACCAGUGCCGAGGAGGAGAGAUUGCGAGUACGGGAGGAGAAGAUGGGGGUCCCUGGCUGAGACGGUGAGGACGACGACGAUCAAUGACGGUGACGGUGAGGGGGACGAGGACGACGACGGGGAAGAGGGAUUUGCACCCGGUCGCUG
Messenger RNA from Phanerochaete carnosa HHB-10118-sp, 4736 nucleotides. RefSeq lists its product as uncharacterized. Bases 124 to 1461 code for a protein of 445 amino acids. NCBI's taxonomy places the organism in Eukaryota, Fungi, Basidiomycota, Agaricomycetes, Polyporales, Phanerochaetaceae. The transcript is spliced from 8 exons. Gene Ontology annotation, cellular component: mitochondrion. Gene Ontology annotation, molecular function: pyruvate dehydrogenase (acetyl-transferring) kinase activity. The record is from RefSeq and is a predicted model, not a curated record. Gene Ontology annotation, biological process: regulation of glucose metabolic process; protein phosphorylation.